Molecule: messenger RNA, 2048 nt
Organism: Paramacrobiotus metropolitanus
Lineage: Eukaryota; Metazoa; Tardigrada; Eutardigrada; Parachela; Macrobiotidae
Product: rho GTPase-activating protein 8-like
Exons: 9
Coding region: 333-1673 (446 amino acids)
Biological process (GO): small GTPase-mediated signal transduction; negative regulation of endocytic recycling
Cellular component (GO): cytoplasm
Molecular function (GO): GTPase activator activity
Source: RefSeq, a predicted model, not a curated record
GUAGUCUUUCAGGCUGUAGUUUUCGUCCUUUCUGAACGGUUCCAAACGUUUAAUAACAAAUUUUGUCCUCAAAAACUGUGAUGCCAAAUGUCGUCCAAAUGGAAUAAAGUGCGUCUUUAGUGGUUUUUACAAUACAGUAAUUUUUUAAGUUACCUUCUUUCUCAAUUUUUAUCGGUAAAUUUAACAAAGAAUAGAAGUAUCUAACCUGAAGACGGGCGACCAGGGCUUCUUGUUUGCUGUUUUUGUUAUUCGUCUCUUCUGGCUUGGUGGUUUUUCUUUUUUCUUCCGAGACUAUAGAUUUGGGAGUUUGAAGUGGUUUAUUUAUCUGAAGUAUGGCAGCCAAGAAAUCUUUUAAUGUUAACGGGAUGGAACUGGAAUUCGAGGAACCGCAGCUCCAGUUUGACGAUGAUGAACUGCAACUACAAGAGGCAGUCUUGGAUGAGUACGCUGAUUUCCACGAGCUGGACGAUUCCGAGCCGUCUGUGUCAGCCGUGCAGUUCGAUGAGGAUUUCGAAGAAGAGCUCGGAGCACCCGUCGCCGACUUCAGUGUGCUGACGAAAUUUGGUGACAUUCCGAAAUUGGGUAUUGUGGAUGUGUCCGGUGAUGAUAAAUUUGGCCGGAAAAUUAUUAGCAUCAGCGCAUGCAAAUUGCCGUCUAACAAAUCAUACGAUCAUCAUUUACUUCUCGAAUACAUUUGCCACAUGCUCGAUCGCUACGUCCAAAGUGAUUAUGUGCUUGUUUAUUUUCACUACGGGCUGAACAGUGAGAAUAAACUGCCGGUUGGCUGGUUAAUUCAGGCAUAUAAAUUGCUGGACCGGAAAUAUAAGAAGAACCUGAAAAAUCUCUAUCUGGUCCAUCCGACGAAUUUUAUUAAAAUUAUGUACUCCUGCAUGAAAGUGUUUAUAAGCUACAAAUUCGGUCGGAAGAUGAUCUACGUGCAGACUCUGGAUGAGUUGAAGCAGUAUCUGGAUAUUUCACAGAUCAAUAUUCCCGAGCCUGUCCUUAGGCAUGAUGAGACUGUACGAAAAACCAUUAAGCAAAGUUCGUCUAUGCCGCGAUUACCAAAUGUCGCGACUUUACCAACUCAACAGUUCGGUGUUUCGCUGAGUUUCAUUAAGGAGCACAGCGGUUGCGUGAUCCCGCCGAUUGUCACGUCGUUGAUUGAGUAUCUGAAGUUGAGUGGGAUGGAAGUGGAACAUGUCUUUCGGCGUUCUGCAAGUAUUGUGGCUGUAAAAGACGUCCAGGCAACUGUGAACCGGGGUGAUGACGUGGAUUUCAGUGCCCUCUGCGAUGUCCACCUGGCAGCCGUUUUGUUGAAAGCUUUCCUCCGUGAACUACCUGAACCGCUAUUGACAUAUUCGCUGUAUGAUAAGGUUUUAGGAAUUCAAGGCAUUGCCGCAGCUGGCCGGGCCGACGUGGUGAAGUUAAUAUUGAACGAUCAGUUGCCUGACGAUAAUUACGCUGUUCUGCGGUAUAUCAUGGAAUUUUUGCAUCAAGUGUCGCUGCGGUCGGAAACUAAUCACAUGACGGCUUCCAAUCUAGCCAUUGUAUUCGGCCCCAAUCUUAUAUGGCCCAAAGAUGAACAGGUCUCCUUGGCGUCACUGGCGCCGAUCAAUACCUUUACUCAAGUGCUGAUUGAAAACGCACCCAAUGUUUUUAGUUCGGCAGCUUGAUGCAUGUAUUCCCAAUGUGUUUAUGGCUCACAUACAGUUUUGCAGUCGCCAUUUGUACAUACAUGAUUUUUCUUUUCUGUCAUUCUUUUGUGCGCUGCAGUACCAGAGCAGCAUCCACUAGCCGGUGUAGAAUGUGCGGUGCGGGACAGCUUGCCAGUUGCAACUUUAUUCGAAAGAUCUCUUAACUGUUCAACCUGAUACAGUACAUUCUGUUGUACGACGAUAAACGAUUGUUAUAUCAGUUCUAUACACCUUUGCGUUUUAUAUAAUUGUCGAUAUGUUUUUACUGGAUUUAAAUGUUUGUUUAAAAAGUUGGUUUUGCUGUCUUGUGAUGGGUUGGAAUCACUCUGCGUCUGAAAAUAAAUGAAAACACCA